AUGUCGGGUCAAUUAAAUACUAUCGAUCGCCCACACGAAUCAAGUGUAGGUGAUUCAAACCAUCACAGAGCGAUAAAUCGCAAGAGAAGAGCUGAUCCGUCUAUUAUUUUAUUAAAUAUUAAUGUUGCACCUGUGACCCCGCAGGCUGUUCCUACUACCCCUUCCUCUCAGGUGUUGACGGAACCAUUCUAUCCUGAAGAAGAUGAGGUCUCUAGGAAGCGACGACGUUAUGAUAGCGGCAUCUCGACCCUGUCUGAUGAAUCAGAUUCUCAACUUUCCACUGCUUCGGACAUUUCGCCAUUCUCGAAAUGUGGAAAGGGGCAGCUCGAGCCUUUCUGCAAUGGUGACAUUAUUGGUGACUUUAAAAUUAUCGGAUCCGGAUAUGAGGCAAAAGCCAUCUAUGGUUCCACAAGUACUGUAUAUGAUUGUAAAAUCCUGAAUGAAAUUCAAGCAGAGAGUAUGACGAAACUCAUCGCUCGUCUAGAUGAAGCACAUCAAUACUACCCUAACGGAGACAUCGAUGAAAUGAGAAAUAUGAUUGUACCAGAAGAUGCUUGUAUUGUACUAGAUAGCAAAAACCGUCACAUAUAUUUCACCUUGCCGACUGGACACGGCAAAACUCUACACAGUUUCGCAGAAAGCAAAGGACCCGACAUGUCUGAGCUUGAUGUUCAACCUAUUUUCCAACAGAUCAUCAGCGUUGUUGCUUUUUGCCAUAGGAUAGGCAUUAUUGUUCGCGAGUUAAAACCUAAAAAACUUGGAUUGUCUAAAGAAGGAAAACUAAGGAUCAAUCAUCCAUGGGAUCUGCUGGUAUUGGAUUCCCCGAAAUCAGAUAUAAUUAAAGAGAAAUUAAAAGGAAGCCCGGCUUACGCUCCACCUGAGGCAUUGUGUUCAUCCGAGGAUGGCUAUUCAGGCAAAGCUGCUGAUAUGUGGGGAUUGGGCGUACUAUUGUACUUGUUGCUAUUAGGACGUUAUCCAUUCUAUGAUAAAACUCCACUCGGAGUUUUCCAAAAGAUUAUGCAAGCUCGUGUCGUAGUGCCUUCUCAAGCCGUUAUCACGAAACAUGUCCGAGUGCUUUUGUACUGUCUUCUGAGGAAAAGAGCAGCAGAUCGGCCAUCAGCAGAAGAUUUGAAAUACACUGAAUGGAUUGGAGCUCAAAGAGCUCCCUCAAGAUCAUCUUGUAUAAGCCGUGCCACAGCCACUAUGUAUGACUCACUACAAGCCGAUUUUAGAAACUCUUCAAAUAGCAGAGUUUUAGAUAUUGCGUUAUCCACCAAUGUUAGAGAAAGACCAGAUUUUAGUAAUUUGCGUUUGGGAAUGCUGCAGUCCAUUUUCCAUAGAGGUACUAAUCAGGAAAGGCCGGAACGACAGUUCUAG
This is a messenger RNA of Auanema sp. JU1783, 1377 nucleotides long. Lineage: Eukaryota; Metazoa; Nematoda; Chromadorea; Rhabditida; Rhabditidae. The record is from the annotation of a GenBank genome assembly.